AUGUGUGAGCGCAGUCUCUACAGAGCGGGCUAUGUGGGCUCGCUUCUGAAUCUGCAGUCGCCCGACUCCUUUUACUUCUCCAACCUGCGGCCGAAUGGCGGCCAGUUGGCCGCGCUUCCCCCCAUCUCCUACCCGCGCGGCGGGCUGCCCUGGGCUGCUGCGCCAGCCUCUUGCGCCCCCGCGCAGCCCGCCGGCGCCACCGCCUUCGGUGGCUUCUCGCAGCCUUACUUGGCUGGUUCCGGCCCCCUUGGCCUGCAGCCCCCGGGCGCCAAGGACCGACCCGAAGAGCAGGCCAAGUUCUAUGCCCCCGACGCGGCCACUGGGCCAGAGGAACGCGGCCGUGGGCGGCCGCUCUUCGCCCCCGAGUCUAGCCUGGCUUCCGGGGCCGCUGCCCUCAAAGCGGCCAAGUACGAUUAUGCUGGUGUGGGGCGCGAGGCGGCUGGCUCCGCGGCCUUGCUCGAUGUGGCCCCCUGCGCCUCCGCCAGUUUCAAGGACGACGCCAAGGGCCAGCUCAACUUGAACAUGACAGUGCAGGCGGCCGGCGUCGCCUCUUGCCUGAGACCUUCGCUGCCCGACGGCCUAACGUGGGGGUCGGCCCCAGGAAGGGCCCGCAAGAAGCGGAAACCCUACACAAAGCAGCAGAUUGCCGAGCUGGAGAACGAAUUCCUACUCAACGAAUUCAUCAACCGGCAGAAGCGCAAGGAGUUGUCCAACAGGCUGAACCUCAGUGACCAGCAGGUCAAGAUCUGGUUCCAGAAUCGGCGCAUGAAGAAGAAGCGCGUGGUGCUGCGCGAGCAGGCACUGGCUCUCUACUAGCCGCGCUGAAGGCCAGAGGAAGGGCUAGGCCUGACAUUUGGGUCCGAGGCCUAACGUGGGGAGAAGCGGGGCUGGGGCUUUGCCUUUGUCCCUCUCUCUGAUGAUUCCGCACCCUCCUGCUCAGUCUCUAGGCCGGAAACCAUCAGGAGAUUUUGAGACCAGGCCAUUCGGGUAUCCGCUCUUUUCCCUCUUUCUGAGAGUUGGUUGAGGGGCGUUCAGAAGUCACAGCGCAACCUUGGCCUUGAGGCUUCCACGUGGGAGCCUGUGAUCACCUGUUCUGGUUCUUGGCUGGGGCGUUUUGACCGUUGUUUAUUCGUACUUGGAUUUUUCUCUUCCACCCGGUUAGUCUAUCUUACUCCCUCUCUCAGCCCUUUCUGCAUUUAGCAGGCGCCUAGGGAGAGCUCCAAGUAGGGGUGAAUUUAGAAAGGCUUCCAGAACGAGUGGAAAGUGCUGCAGUUGGAUUCGGUCUCUCUGGAGCCCAAGCAUAGCCAGAAUCUCCAGUGGCGGAAGGAAAGGGUGCCGCCUCCCCCCUCUCAUCUGCCCUGACUGGUUUGAGAGGACAAAAGCCUCCCUAGACCUUCAGACUUCUGGAGGAAAGGGGAAGAGAGGGGAGAGGUGGUCUGACAAACUUGGAGAUACCUCAGAAUGCAGGCUGGACUGGCCCCUCCAACUAGGUGGAGUGGACUGGAGACUUCCUCCCUGGGAUGGGAUGGGGAGGCUGGGGCAAUUUCCAGAAAGCUCUGGCAAAACUCCCCUGCUUCUCCCACCUCCCCACAUUUACCUAGGCUGGGCUCCUGCACCCUGUAACUGGACCCACAGCUAGCAGCUCUCAGCCCUGGAAAGGGGGGCUGCCAGUUGGCUUUGAGGCUGGAUUGUACAAGGAGGAGGGAAAGAUAUGGAGGAGGGAUGGGGGGGUGUGCUCUGCUCUGAUUGUAAAUAUGGCUUUCCUGUGAGGUGGGGAAAAGGUAUUGAUGUGUGUUUCUUUCUUGAAUUACCCUAAUGCACCACCACAGGAAGCGAGAAGGGAAAGCUUCACCAGUCAGGGAGCGGAGAGGAGGCCCCUCAGAGUCACAGCCCCUCCUUAUUGCUCUUUACAAGCAGAGAGGACCAGGCGUUCCAUUCUCCUCACUUUCUGUGCCACCAGCCAACUCCAUCAAAGGCCAAGCCACCGUCCCUAUCAGAGACCAUGUCUGGCCUGCCUCAGCAGAGCCUGCAAGGUCCUGGGCCCUGUCAGGCUCACCCUUUGGAGAUGGGCUCCUGGCCACCCAGCAGGAGCUGUCCUGGAUGUGCUGGGGUGUUCAGCCUGAACCUCAGUGAA
This is a messenger RNA of Loxodonta africana (African savanna elephant), 2134 nucleotides long. It is a transcript of the gene HOXD12, whose product is annotated as homeobox D12. NCBI's taxonomy places the organism in Eukaryota, Metazoa, Chordata, Mammalia, Proboscidea, Elephantidae. The record is from RefSeq and is a predicted model, not a curated record. Gene Ontology annotation, molecular function: sequence-specific double-stranded DNA binding; DNA-binding transcription factor activity, RNA polymerase II-specific. The coding region runs from base 1 to 816 and encodes 271 amino acids. The transcript has 2 exons. Gene Ontology annotation, biological process: regulation of DNA-templated transcription.